AUGUCCUUCGUUGCUCCUCCUGGCUACCAGCCGAUCUACGGCCCUAAUAUUCCCUAUGUGGGGCCCAUUCAUGGGGGCCUGAGGGAGGGUGUGUCCAUCUACAUCCAGGGGUCCAUUCCUGAGGACAUUACCAGGUUCCAUAUCAACCUGCUCUGUGGAGAGUCUGAGUCCAGCGACCUCGCACUUCACUUCAACCCUCGAUUUGACGGAAGGGACAAGGUGGUCUUCAACUCGUGUGAAGGGGGAUCCUGGGGCAGUGAGCACAAGACUCAUGAUAUGCCCUUCUGUAAAGGCAAAGCCUUCGAAAUGGUCAUCCUGGCAACUUCACAAGGCUACGAGAUCAAAGUCGACGGGAAUGACUUCUACACCUUCGAGCACCGCCUCCCCGUGGAGAGGGUUCGUGCCAUGCAGAUCGCAGGAGAUGUUCGCAUCCAGACCAUAAACGUCAUCGGGGGAGGAUACCAAGGUGGCAUGGGAGGAGGCAUGGGAGGAGGCAUGGGAGGAGGGUACCCAGGAGGUGGCAUGGGGGGAGGAUACCCAGGUGAUAUGGGAGGAGGCAUGGGAGGAGGCAUAGGAGGAGGCAUGGGAGGAGGCAUGGGAGGAGGCAUGGGAGGAGGCAUGGAAGUAAGUACAAUACCAAGUGCUUCUUUACAGGGAGGUUAUCCAGGAGACAUGGGAGGUGGUAUGGGGGGUGGAUUCCCAGGAUCAAACCUGCCGGGCAUGGGCGGGCAGCCAGUCUACAACCCUCCCAUACCGUACUCUAACAUGAUCCCAGGAGGCAUGUACCCUAAGAGGACCAUCAUCAUCAGAGGGAUGUUGCCCUAUGGAGCCGACAGAUUGUACAUCAACUUCGUGGUGAGCAGAUCUCGGGACAUCGCCUUCCACAUGAACCCCCGGGUGAGGGAGGGGGUCGUGGUGAGGAACAGCAUGAUCGGAGGGACCUGGGGCCAGGAGGACAGAGAGAUGAACAUGAACCCCUUCAUGGAGGGACAGUACUUUGAUAUGUCGAUCCGCUGCGGGAACCAGAGGUUCAAAGUGUUUGUGAAUGGGCAGCACUUGUUCGACUUUGUCCACCGCCUGCAGUCCUUCAAUGAGGUGGACAUGCUGGAGAUAGAUGGCGACGUGCAGAUCUCCUACAUCCACUUCUGA
This is a messenger RNA of Trematomus bernacchii (emerald rockcod), 1149 nucleotides long. RefSeq names its product galectin-4-like. The coding region runs from base 1 to 1149 and encodes 382 amino acids. Gene Ontology annotation, molecular function: carbohydrate binding. The record is from RefSeq and is a predicted model, not a curated record. NCBI's taxonomy places the organism in Eukaryota, Metazoa, Chordata, Actinopteri, Perciformes, Nototheniidae. The transcript has 13 exons.